Saprolegnia parasitica CBS 223.65 is the source of this 1174-nucleotide messenger RNA. RefSeq lists its product as hypothetical. Gene Ontology annotation, biological process: metal ion transport. The record is from RefSeq and is a predicted model, not a curated record. Gene Ontology annotation, molecular function: cadmium ion transmembrane transporter activity; manganese ion transmembrane transporter activity. Bases 1 to 1110 code for a protein of 369 amino acids. Gene Ontology annotation, cellular component: membrane. The transcript is spliced from 5 exons. NCBI's taxonomy places the organism in Eukaryota, Oomycota, Saprolegniomycetes, Saprolegniales, Saprolegniaceae.
AUGGUCAACUUGGAUCGUAGACUGACCUUUCUCUCGCUGCAUCAGUUUGGCAUCCGCAAGCUCGAAGCGUUCUUCGUCGCACUCAUUGCCGUCAUGCUCGCGUGCUUUUGCAUGAACCUCGCCCAAGGCGGCGUGGAUCCGAUCCCGGUUCUCGACGGCUUUCUGCCGCGGCCGCCGUCGCGCUAUGCCACGACGCAAGCAGUUGGUAUCCUCGGCGCGGUCAUCAUGCCCCACAACUUUUAUCUGCACUCGGGUCUCGUCCAGUCCCGCGCUGUGGAUCGAACCAACGCCCGCAAGGUCCGCGAAGCCAACAAAUAUUUUACGAUCGAGUCGGCGGUCGCCCUUUUCGUGUCGUUUCUGAUCAACCUCGCGGUCAUGUGCGUGUUUGCCAAAGGCUUCUUCUCGCCCGACUGCCUCCAGUCGUUCGAGACACAUGGCGUCAACACGGCGUGCGUUCCGCUCAACACGUCGACGACCGAAUCGUAUGGGUCGUGCCAGCUCAUGGAAGGCUCGCGGGGCGUGUGCCAAGAAAUUGGGCUCUCGGGUGCUGGCCUCGCCCUCCGCGGUGUUCUCGACGAGUACUCGGAGACGAUCUGGGCGAUUGGCCUCCUCGCUGCCGGCCAGAGCUCGACCAUGGCCGGCACGUACGCGGGUCAGUUUGUCAUGGAAGGUUUUCUCCGGAUCCAGUUGGCGCCGUGGAAGCGUGUGGCGCUGACGCGUGCGGUGGCGCUCGUGCCGGCCCUCGCUGUUGCGAUCUGGUCCGACACGCAACCGGGGGCCAGUGAUACGAUUGGCGAGAUGCUCAACGUGCUGCAGUCGAUCCAGCUGCCGUUUGCGCUGCUGCCCAUCUUGCAUUUCACGAGCCACGCGGGUUUGAUGGGCGCCUUCGUCAACUCGACAACGACCAAAGCCGCGGGCUGGGCCGUCGCGCUCCUCGUCUGUCUCGUCAACCUCUACCUCGUCGUGCAAAAGGUUGAUGUGAGCGAGAUGGGCCCAGUGUCCCUUCUCGCGUUCUUCUCGGCGGGUACGGGCUACGUGGCUUUUCUUGCGUACCUCGUGCACACAGAGCUCCAGCAGUAUGCGUGGUACCCCUGGACGCGCAAGAACUAGAGCUGUCGAUAGACUAGUGUCGAACCAGACAAAUCGCACUUAUGCACAUUUGCUGCGAGGCGCC